CCAGAGUGAAGAUGAAGCUCACCGGGACACUUCCACUCCUGGUCCUGCUGGCUGUCGCAGGUCUGAGCCGAGCCCAGGUCCAGGCCUCUCCGCUGGAUUUGACCAACAGCAUCGGGAGCAUCAUUCCCAGCCUGAGCCGACCGGCGAACCACAGCCGCAUCUUCUAUGCCGUCAUGUUUGAUGCUGGGAGCACUGGGACACGCAUCCAUGUCUACACCUUCAUCCACAGUGACUCAGAGGAGCUGCCUGUUUUGGACAAUGAGAUGUUCCAUUCCUUAAAGCCGGGUCUGUCAGCAUAUGCUGACUCCCCUGAAAUG
Messenger RNA from Plectropomus leopardus (leopard coralgrouper), 317 nucleotides. NCBI's taxonomy places the organism in Eukaryota, Metazoa, Chordata, Actinopteri, Perciformes, Serranidae. The record is from RefSeq and is a predicted model, not a curated record.